AUGUUUUCUCCAUCCAGACCCGAGUGCUUCACCUGGCUUAGUCUACUGAUAACAGAAAGCAUCAUUAUAGUAACUUUCAAUGUCGUCACUAUAAUCAUUUUUACGAGAAACCGCAGUCUACGCACACGUGGUAUGUACUUGGUGAUAAACUUAGCCGUUGCAGAUGCAAUGUCGGGGGGAUUUUCUGAGUGCAUGCUUUUUGUCUACCUUGGAGGAUGGUGUGACUUCUGGAAGUACAACCUGACUGGGAACUGGAGAAAACUAUCAGUGGCUAUGGAACUGUUAUUUCCCGUUUCAUCCAUCGCAAGCAUAGUUGCGAUUUCUUUAAACCAGCUGCACGCCAUAUUUCGUCCGUUUCAACAUCGCGUGAUCAAGAAAUGGGUAUACGGUGUAGCAAUUGCGAUUGUGUGGAUUGCAGCGGCAUUGAUAUCGACAUUGCAACAUCUCAAAAUUAAUUAUCUGACCCUCUGGAUCUCUUUCACUUCCAUUUGCCUCUUCACUAUUUGUGUCUCUUACACUUUGACGGCUUUGAAAUUUGUUCGUGGAAGGAACAUUCAACACCAUGGUUCAUCUAUCAGGGAAAAAAAACUGACCGUGACGUUGUUUAUUGUGACACUGGUAUCUUUGCUGAUGUGGCUACCGUAUAUUACAUGCUCUUUUCUUUUGAUCACUUCUGCCAACUUUCGCUCCCUGCCUGAUCAAUUACUCUUUCAUCUUAAUUUUUCAUUAAUUGUACUGUACUACGCAAACUCUCUUGUAAAUCCCAUUUUGUACGCGAUUCGAAUGCCACAGUUCAAACGAGCAUUGAUUUCACUAUUGCGACGUCAGGGAAACCAAGUGGCUGUAGCAGUUCAGUCUGCCCGAGGGAAUAAGAUGACCUUCGCAAGGAGUCGCUCUCGACGAUCGCAGAAGUGCAAAGAAUCAAAAGUCACCGUUGGAAACCAAAUUACAGUUGUAACGUAAUUAAUGUAAUUGCUACCAAGAAACACCAAGCAUUGGCCUCCAUGCUUGGAAGUCGCGAGAAGGCACGCGUGAGCAGCACGCGAGGGGAGACACGGGAGCGAGGGGCGGGAAAAGAAUUCAAAGAGAGAUGCUAAUUAGGCCAUAGAAAGUGUCCGUAUUAACGGGGUGUCCGUAUAAAGCGGGUUGAAUUUAAAGAAAUGUGAGGGCUUUCUUUCCCCAGGGACAAAGCAAAAUGUCCGUGUUAAGGAGGUGUCCGUAAAGCGGAGUUUGACUAUAUCAAGCUCUCCUUAGAUGUUAGGGUAGAGGGGAUCUUGAGGUGGAAAUUGACGGCCUUUUUCUUUUGUGGUCAUUGUGGUCUUUCAAUCAUCACCAGUUUCGCUCUUUGAAAAACAAUACUUUUAGACGCCAGUAAAUAAACUCGCUUGCGUUUACCGGGAGAUACCACAAGAGCUUGGGAGUGUGUUAGCAAUAAAGCAACCCAUUUACGACUUACUCAGGCUAAAACCCUGGGUAAGUUGACAAAGUGUUCCCAAACACAGAGAGGAGGAAAAAAAUGUGUAACGAGUGUUCUUUUCUUGGACAGUUGAGUCCUGAAUGAACAGUAAUUAUUCAUUUCUUAUGUAGUACAUAUUUGACUCUUGACCAUUCUCAUAAAGUACAGAUUGAUUCUUAUGUAGUGCAUAAUUGAUUCUUAUGUAGUACAUAAUUGAUUCUCAUAUGUACAUAAUCAAGAGAGGAUGACAUAAUUGAUUAUUUAUUUUUUCAUUAUUGAUUGAUUAUUACAAUUAUUAAGUCAAUUUUCCCCUAUAUUGAGUCAAUGUUUGCCCACACUGACAUGCUGCCAAUGAAAAUUUCGAAUGUAAUCUUGUUUAAAUUUAUGUUUUUAGUUGUUAGUAGAUUCUCAAAGUUAAUAUGUGUCACCAAAACAAGUAGUAUAAUUGGAUGCUAAGAAAAACGUUGGUUUCCUUUUCCUCGAAAUACUUGUUUUCUGCAAAUUGGUUAUUGUUCGCUAUCAUUCCCUACCACGUAAAGGUAUGACAUUAUGAUGCGGUCAGGUAUUGCCCCCACAGAAUAAAAUAGCAUGGGAAUAGAAUGUUCACAUUUAAAAGAGCUGUGUCACGAAAUUCAGCCAAAUUAGGAAAUUACAAAAUGUCCGUUAAAUUAAGAGAAACAUAAAAAUAACCGCUUCAAACUUUAAAGGACGGUUAAAAUAACAUAACAAAACAUAACAAAAACAACAGAUGCCACGGAUGGGCAAAACUGAAGAAGAUUGAAACGGAUUGAAAUUAGGGUUUUUGAAAAGUGUUCAGCCUAACAGUUUUUCAAAGUUGAUCCCUGCUGCUUGCAACUUCAAAAAUAAUGCUCAGGAGGCAUAUAUUUGUUUGUCUUGGAGCUCUGAUUUUGUCAUUUACAUGUAAUUUCUUUGCUUACUUUAAGUUCCAUAGCGAUUGAGGGCGAGUAAUUGGCAAAUUAAACAUAAUGAACUGGACUGCCGUGACACAGCCCAUUUAAAAGAAUAGUCUUUACUAAUGAUAAGAAUUUUGUUCAAGCAGUACAGUAUAGAGGUGCAGAAGAGAAAAAAAAGAAAGAAGAAAAAAGUAACAAGAAAAAUAUACGCUCUUCGUAAUAUCUGUUCUCUGCAAAUUGGUUACUAUUCGCUAUCAUUCCCUCUGAGCACAUUAUGUGGUCUGCCCACGCCAAAGCAUACUUUAAGGGCAAUGAAAUCAAUCAAACGCUGGAUUAAACAGAAGACUUAAUUUUGAAUUGACAUGCUUGUCAAAUAUACCUUUGUUUUUGCCAUGGAAACAUCGCCUGUCGUUGACAAAGUUCUUCAACUGGGUUUCAAAAGCCAAACCUCUUCUAGCAGCUAGAGAUAUUCACAGUUUGGAAAUUUAACUCUACCAGCGAAACAGAUAACCCAGAUCGUCACUCUUGCUUCCUGUCCUAAAUUCAAUAAAAAAUAUCGCAUCCCAGAAGGUAAGUUUCCCCUUAGAUGCCAGCUUAAAAGAAUUAACUUGUUACCUUAAUGUUCAAGAGAAAGAAGAUUUUUCUUUGCUUCGCAGUGUUGACUGCGGGAAAGAAAGUAACAUGUAAUUCCCAUGCAACAUGGCUUAAAACUCAGAAGAGGUUAAGGUUACACAAGAAUUACACAUUCAAGAACCGCAUUUGCUGUCAUUGCUUAACUUCUACGUUGUUUUUUUUUUUAAUAACAAUAAAAUAAGACAGCAUUGCAAAAGGAAAAGACGUCGAAAUGACAAAAAGUUAAUAUUCGUGUCCAUAUUUUGAGCACCAAAUGGUGGCAUGGAGCAGAAACGUUUCAUAAUUUACUCUUCUUUCGCCCUAUAUGAUAAGAUGAUAAGGCUAUGAUCAGAUUUGGAGGACAUAAAAAACUAGAUUAUUCGCUCGGGAGUAGUUUUAAUUUCCUCACAGGAGCGACAUAGUAGUCUGCUGGCUAUUAGCUUCCGAGCCAGGUGUUUUUUUCCUGCAUAAAUAGUCUUAAGGACCUGUCUUAAUUCAAGGCGAAGCGGAACUCAAAAUUAACCUUUUAAGUUAUUAUACGCGUUCGUUAAAAAUCCUAGAAGUUGACCUUUAAAAAACUGGUGUCUAUUUACCGUGAAUUAUAUCACAAGUUGUGCUUUCUCAGCCCAGUAUAAGCAAGUAUAGAAAAUUAGGCUUUUAUGCCAUUCGAUUACUUGUAAAAAUAUUGCUUUGAAUUCCCCUCAGUCGACGACAGUUUGCUUUCACUUGGCAAAUAAGGGCGUAAAUUAUUAGCAUAAACUGAGCACCUUUAUUUUUCUGACCGUCAAUUGAACCAAAAUUAAAACAGUUUAUCUUUUGCAAAAUUCCACAUUCUACCUUACCUUUCGAAUUAUUCAAGUAAGUGACAUUUUUCUUUUAUAGUGCUUAUUUCUUUCUCAUGAACCGUCUUGACAAAUCUCAAAAAAACUUGUUCAGUUAUUGCUACAAUCACCUCCCGUGAAAGCAUUAUAACAGCAUAUGGCAUAGUUCCGGAACAAUCACGGCGCGAAAGUUGAUUAAAAAUUUGCAGCAGAAGAAUAUCAAAAGAUACAUAUUUCAGGGUUAAAACGACUUUUAUUCAGUCAAACAUUUCUAUCAUAUUUCAGAAUGUUUUCUCCAUCCAGACCCGAGUGCAUCGCCUGGCUUAGUCUACUGAUAACAGAAAGCAUCACUAUAGUAACUUUCAAUGUCGUCACUAUAAUCAUCUUUAGGAGAAACCGCAGUCUACGCACACGUGGUAUGUACUUGGUGAUAAACUUAGCCGUUGCAGAUGCAAUGUCGGGGGGAUUUUCUGAGUGUAUGCUUUUUGUCUACCUUGGAGGACGGUGUGACUUCUGGAAGUACAACCUGACUGGGAACUGGAGAAAACUAUCAGUGGCUAUGGAACUGUUAUUUCCCGUUUCUUCUGUCACAGCCAUAGUUGCGAUUUCUUUACAACAGCUGCACGCCAUAUUCCGUCCGUUUCAACAUCGCGUGAUCAAGAAAUGGGUAUACCGUGUAGCAAUUGCGAUUGUGUGGAUUGCAGCGGCACUGAUAUCGACAUUGCAACAUCUCAAAAUUAAUUAUCUGACCCUCUGGAUCUCUUUCACUUCCAUUUGCCUCUUCACUAUUUGCGUCUCUUACACUUUGACGGCUUUGAAAUUUGUUCGUGGAAGGAACAUUCAACACCAUGGUGCAUCUAUCAGGGAUAGAAAACUGACCGUGACAUUGGUCAUUGUGACACUGGUAUCUUUAUUGAUGUGGCUACCGUAUAUUAUAUGCUCUUUUCUUUUGAUCACUUCUGACAACUUUCGCUCCCUGCCUGAUCAAUUACUCUUUCGUCUUAAUUUUUCAUUAAUGGUACUGUACCACGCAAACUCUCUUGUAAGUCCCAUUUUGUACGCGAUUCGAAUGCCAGAGUUCAAACGAGCAUUGAUUUCACUAUUGCGA
Porites evermanni is the source of this 4911-nucleotide messenger RNA. The record is from the annotation of a GenBank genome assembly. NCBI's taxonomy places the organism in Eukaryota, Metazoa, Cnidaria, Anthozoa, Scleractinia, Poritidae.